AUGUCGACAGCCUGUCUUUCGGCGACGGAAUCGGGGUACUUCUCCUUCGACCAGCAGAUCCACACGAGUCAUGUGCCGGAUGAAUUGGACGCAGAAGGCGGCAUCGAUAUCGACUACCAGAUCACGUACGGUUGGAGAUCGUCGUGCACGUGGGUGAGAGCGGAGUACACCGAAAGCAAUGGCGAAGAAAAGGCGAAAGAAGAUAGCGGGUGCUUUGGGCUGGCGGAGAAGGAGUUGGAAGAUGAGACGGAGGCGGUCCUAGCGGGAGGGAGGUCCAUGGAUGCCGACACCGGGCUGGCGGUUGCGCUGGGCCACGCCGUGGCUGCAGCCGUAGCUUCGAUCCACAUCCUCUUCUUCGUGCUGCUGUAUUUCAACAUCGACCCAGCGCCUGUGAGAGGCUACCUGUACAUGCGAGGGCUGGGGCUGAUGUCGGCCCUUACGAGCUUCUACCUCCUCUUCACCUGCGUGGUGUCGUUCUUCUUUGCCAUCAAGGGCAGCUUGGACGUUAACAUGUCUACCUCCGCUGGUCUGCGUCCCUCUUGGGCCUACGUACUCACGGUUAUCGAUGUUACGAUCAUGGUGGUCGUGGGGAUGCUGGCUUGCCAGGACGAGGAGGUUGAUGCAGCCAUUGCCACACCGCAGUACACGUCCUCUUCGAGAGACGAGGACACCGUGAAGCGCGCCAACGGGAAGCUGUUGCACCUGCGGUCCAAAUCGGGCGACACCUUCUGCGAAGCGUCCACAUCCUUGAAUGGACCGGACGCCUCGGCCUCCUCCGCCCCGAAAGCCACCGUGGGUAGCGGCAACAUAAUGACCGGCGGCAGCGGAGUAGUUUUCGGGGGAGCGCAUCCCCCCGCAACCGCCGCUGCUAUGAGCGGGCUAGGAGCAGGCGGCGGGGGUGCUGCCGCUGGCGCGGAGUCGGCGUCGCCGGCCGGGAGCGAAAGCGAGAACGGCAGCGUUCUCAGCAGCUGGACCGGUGGGGUUAGCGCCCUCAGUCCUCACCGGGUUAGCAAGGACGGAGACGACGACGACGACGAGGAGGAGGAGGAGGAGGAGCAGGAUGAGGAAGAGCGUGGUGCGAGCGGCAGCGGCAGUCUGAGAAGUAGCGGGGGUAUUCUCGACGCGGCGCUGCACGCGCGAGAGGCAGAGGCAACGGGGCUUGGUAGCGGCGACGCGGGCGAGGAAGCGGGGGGUCCGGUGGUUGUGGUUGUGGUACCCGGUGAUGGUUGUUGUGGCAGCGGCGGCGGCGAUGGGCAAGGAGGUACGAAUGAUGGCGGCGAUGGUGUUGGUAACGGCAACGGGCACCUCUCCGCGGCAACGGCGCCGGCGCCGGCGCCGGCGGUAAGAGCAGCUGCGGCGCCAGCCGGAAACGAACAAGCGGCGGCGGCGGCGGCGGCAGCGGAAGCGCAGCGACCACCUCUCUGUAGGGUAAGCCCACCAGCACCGGCGGAUGGCACAGCUGCAGCAGCGGCGGCACCAUCACGAGGCGUAGCGCCGGCACAAGGCACGGAAGCGGCGGCAACGGCGGCACCGAUACAAGAAUCUUCGCAGAUUUUUUCUACGGCGAGGACAGCGUUCAGCGUUGCCUUCGCUGAGACGGCGAAUCGUGACGAGCCGCUAGAGCUCGCGGAGGCAGGACGCGGCGCCGUAGACGGUGGUCGUGGCGGAGCUCUUCGAGAUGCAGCCCACCCUGCUGGGUUUUCGCCGGAGGAGGACGUCUGAACGAUGUCUUCCUUCACCCGUAGCGGAUGGAUUGCUUCCUCGAGCAUCCAAGAGGGACAAAGUUCUCUACUCGAGGAGAAUCCAUUGACCUGCCUACUUUCCCGCGUGCGUUGGUUGCACCGUGAGGCUGCGUGGGCCUAAUGCCAUGGUGACUGCCGGGGAUGUGGGUCGAUUUUGCUUGUCCCAAAACGUGGGAUGCAUGGGUUCGGUCGUGCUUGGAUCUUUUCUGGGUCGAAAUAUGAGACGUGACUUUCGAGUGGUAUAUGGAUGAUCUGAUGGUGUUUGCAGAGGUUUUGAUUUAUCCCUAUGCAUACGCGUGCGUGAGAUUAGAGGGAGAGAGGUUCUGCUCCCGUUGAUGAGGGAUGGAACAUGUUUUGGUCUUGCCUUCUGUUGUGGCGGUAGGACGCAUGGCUUUGUCGCAGAGACCUGUUUGGGGGGGGGGGGGCUAGGCUAACGGAUGGAUAGCGACAGAGACUGGACGAGGGAUGGUCAGAGAGAUUGGCCGGCUGCGUGCUCUUUCUGCCUGCCGAGCGUCUGUUCUCGCUUGUCGAGAGAUGAAUCGAAUCGCUUAGGGCGAUGAGACGAUCGCCUGCCUGUCAAGUGCUGUUGCCUCGACUUCUUGUACGGUGGUGGUACCGUCUGGUAUCGCUGAUGCUGGAUGGAUUAGAGAUGGAUGGGAUGUGAGCUAGCUCACCAUCUUUGCCUGGCCGUCUUUUGUUGUUGCCGCGAAGACCUUAGAUCGGAGGAGAGCAAUGGCGUAGAACCUGGAACAGUACGAUCGAGGGGGGGGGGUCCGGCGGAAUUGGUGGCAAGACACUUGCACCAAAACGACGGUUUUCCUUCAUGUAUUUUUUUCGAACUUGAUGGGUAUCAUAUCUUUUAAGGUGUCCUCUACUCUGUUGUCGUUGUAUGGCAUUGGUUUCUCUCUGAGUGUAUGUGUGUUUUUUUUUUUGUCGCUGUGGGUAUGCAUAUGGCGUGUCGCCGUCGCUUGGCGUCGGUGAACUGCGUCUUCCGUGAGAGACUUUUUUGCGCACUUUUUACGUAUGUACCCUUUUGCCUGUGUGCUUUUCCGGAGUACUUGUUGCUGCAUGUGCGUGACAAAGGCUGCUGUUGGGAUCCCGUGGCGGCGGGGGAGCGUGCAGAAUGUAUACAUUAGGUGGGCCUUUCCCUCCGCUCUCCUCACCGUCCUCCUGCUACUUGCCUUUUGGAAAUGUCCGCGUUAAGGUAUUUGUUUUGAUGAUACGGAUGUCUGCAUGGAUGGUUACUCUCUUGUUCGUUUGCCCAUGGUCAAGUCAAGUGUUGGUAAAAAAUGAUUCGUGUUUUUCUCGGGCGUGGGGUGUAGGUGUGUUUUGGUGCCUCGUUUCGUAGAGUAUAGAUGGCGUGAGAUGUGAGAUAUACUGGUCACCAAUGAUGGCGUCCACUGUUUGAGCGUUUUUAAGAAACCGUCACAAGGUGUGGUAAUCUUAAGGGGGGUUUACAGUAGUACCCUGCGUUACCCCCCCCUCCCUCGCCCCCCUCUAAUAUCUUGAUUUCAGAGUGUUUUUUUGUUUGGCCGCACUUCGUAGCACAUGUGGUUUCUUCCGUGGCCCGCGGUGCGGCAGUUUUUUUUUGUGUGUAUGUUGAGGGUGCUCAUCCACGUGGAGAAGACAGGGGGGCCGCUGGAUGGGACCCUUCUUUCUUUGGAUUCAUUCGUCGUCUUUUGCUUUUG
Ectocarpus siliculosus is the source of this 3430-nucleotide messenger RNA. The record is from the annotation of a GenBank genome assembly. Lineage: Eukaryota; Phaeophyceae; Ectocarpales; Ectocarpaceae.